Anopheles arabiensis is the source of this 2119-nucleotide messenger RNA. Its product is annotated as mucin-2-like. Gene Ontology annotation, cellular component: extracellular region. The transcript has 2 exons. Lineage: Eukaryota; Metazoa; Arthropoda; Insecta; Diptera; Culicidae. Gene Ontology annotation, molecular function: chitin binding. The record is from RefSeq and is a predicted model, not a curated record. The coding region runs from base 8 to 1726 and encodes 572 amino acids.
AGAAAGCAUGAGGACUAAGCUUGUGGUAGUUGUGCUCGCCUCGGUAGCGCUAGUGUCUGUUUCUGGGGAGUUGCGAUGUGUUCAACAGACGUUCGAGGGUCUCGGUGGAGUGUUUCCCAGUCCCAGUUCGUCCUCGGAAUAUUCGCGUUGCAAUGCUGGUGUAGUGCAAACGGUUCCCUGUCCAGAUGAACACUACUUUGACACAGCAGUGCAACGCUGUCUACUUGGACAGAUGGAAGAACAGUCACACGUAGAAGUAGCGUUCCAGUUCGAAGAGCUUUGCAACAAUCCCGACGUUGUGCAGAUCUUUCCCAACCCAACCAACUGCACCCAGUACAUCCUGUGUUACGGAACGGUGCCGAUCGUACAAAGCUGUAGCGGUGGGCUUCUGUUCAACCCACAGCUAAACACCUGUGACUUGCCCGGAAACGUUGUGUGUGGUUACAGCUGCCCCUCUGUAGAUGAUCCCUACAACCCGGUGUGGCUGCCGGAUGCACAGCUGCAAGAUUGCUCGAGGCACUAUCUCUGUUUCAAAGGUGAACCACUGCAGUUCCAGUGUUACAGCAAUCUUUACUUUGACAUUGAGACGCGUACCUGCACCUAUCCCCAGUACUCAACGUGCCGAGUGCCGAACGUGUACUGCAACACGACACUUACAGUGAAUGUGGAAAAUCCAAGAAGCUGCACCUCGUACUACACCUGCGUUGAGGGAUUCCCGCACUAUAGGACGUGUGGAUAUGAAGAGUACUUUUCGGUGCCGCUUGGUAUGUGUAUUCCUGGGACAUGUGGACCAGAUACUACAACAACCGUUGGACCUUCCACCGUAACUGUUACCGAGCUGACGUCAACGACUGGCCCGCCCGGAACGACACCAUCACUAACAUCAACGACGGACUGGAAUACGCAAACAACGGAUUUUACCUCCACAACCGUAUCAAUCUCUACCAUAACCGUACCAGAGUCCACUACGUCAGGCUUGGAGACCACAACGUCUACUAUUUCCGAUACCUCCACAAUGUCUCCUACAACACCAGAGAUCUCAACAUUUACUCCUAGUACACCGGAGCUUACAACAAACUUUGAAACACCAACGCCUACUAUUCCUAACACAUCUUCCACGCCUUCAAUAACACCAGAGACAUCUACAUUUGCUCCUAGCACACCGGAGCUUACGACAGACCUUCCGACAAUGACGCCUAGUACUCCCGACACCCCCACAAUAUCUCCAACAACACCAGAGUUCUCAACAUUUACUCCUAGCACACCGGAGCUUACAACAGACUUUGAGACCACAACGCCUACUACUCCUGACACACCUUCAACGACAUUCGAUACGACAACGCUUGCUCCCAGCACAGCCGAACCUACUACUGAACCAUCAACAAUCUCCACUGACUCUACGACAACUACUGUAGAGUUACCAACGACUACUACUACAAUCGAACAAACUACAACUACCACACCAGACCCUACCACAACUACCACCGAACAACCGACCACUACUACACCGGAACCUACCACUACAACAGAGAUGGUAACGAUCGAUCCGAGUGACGUCUGUCCUGAACUUGGUGUCAUCAUUCUACCCUAUCCCACCAACUGCUACAUGUACAUCUUAUGUCUCAACGGUGUAGGUGGCACAGCGUCCUGCAAGGCAAAUGAGAUUUUUAAUCCAAUCACGGCCGUGUGUGUACCAGGCAAUCAGCAAACUUGCACGCCGUCGUAACGAGUUCAAUACUCUCAGCAAGCGUUGCGAUUAAUUUCCUGAAAUAAAAGUGCACAUUCAAUCAGAAACAGACAGGGAGACGCUGUCCAUACUAUUAGGCGACCAAGUAGACUUGAAAUCGGUUCCCGCACUGGUGGCGAGCGUUUGUACUACUACACUACCAUGUUGAACAUCAAAUUUAUGGCUGGCAGUGAGCGUCGAACAUGCACGCUCGAAAGCUUGCACCUUGUCACAGUGCGCGAUCCGUUUGCAUAAAGUCUGUCCAAAAAAUGUGUGUGUGUUGUGUAUGUAUGCGCGCUUGCCGAAACAGAACAUUUGAAUAUCGCUAUGAUUAUAAAUUUAUAUUCGGCGAAAGAAUGCCACAAAACAGGGAGGAAUAAAUUUCAGCUCGAC